This is a messenger RNA of Talpa occidentalis (Iberian mole), 1011 nucleotides long. RefSeq names its product olfactory receptor 5T2-like. The transcript has a single exon. Gene Ontology annotation, molecular function: G protein-coupled receptor activity; olfactory receptor activity; odorant binding. Gene Ontology annotation, biological process: G protein-coupled receptor signaling pathway; sensory perception of smell. Gene Ontology annotation, cellular component: membrane. The record is from RefSeq and is a predicted model, not a curated record. NCBI's taxonomy places the organism in Eukaryota, Metazoa, Chordata, Mammalia, Eulipotyphla, Talpidae. The coding region runs from base 61 to 1011 and encodes 316 amino acids.
CAUAGUACUAUUAAUGAUAAUUUUAUGAAUACGUGCAAGAUUACUCCAUGAAACGCCAACAUGAGAAAUAUCACAGAAGUCACAAUAUUUGUCCUAAUGGGCUUCACAGACAAGCUUGAAGUACAGAUGAUCUUAUUCUUCCUGUUUCUAGCAAUUUACCUGUUUACUAUGGUGGGAAAUUUGGGAUUGGUUUUAUUGGUGAUUGGAGAUUCGAGGCUUCAUAACCCCAUGUACUAUUUUCUGAGUGUGUUAUCAUCUGUGGAUGCUUGCUUUUCCUCAGUAAUUACCCCAAAUAUGUUAAUAGAUUUUAUGUCAAAGAAUAAAGUCAUUUCAUUCCUUGGGUGUGCAAUGCAGAUGUUUCUCGCUGUGACUUUUGGGACCACAGAGAGCUUCCUCUUGGCCGUCAUGGCUUAUGAUCGCUAUGUAGCCAUCUACAACCCACUCCUGUAUUCAGUCAGCAUGUCACCCAGUGUCUAUGUACCACUCAUAAUUGCUUCCUAUGUUGGUGGCAUUUUGAAUGCUUCUGUGCACACAGGGGCCACAUUCAGCCUGUCCUUCUGCGCAUCCAAUGAAGUCAGACACAUCUUCUGUGACAUCCCCCCUCUCCUUGCUAUUUCUUGUUCUGACACGCACAUAAACCAGAUCCUGCUCUUUUACUUUGUGGGAUCUAUUGAGAUAAUUGCUAUUUUGAUUGUCCUGAUCUCGUAUGGUUUCAUCUUGUUGGCAAUCCUGAGGAUGAAGUCUCCGGAAGGAAGGAGGAAAGUCUUCUCUACCUGUGGCUCUCACAUGACUGGGGUAUCCAUCUAUCACGGAACAAUCCUUUUCAUGUACAUGAGACCGAGUUCCAGCUAUGCUUUGGACUAUGACAUGAUAGUGUCGAUAUUUUACACCAUUGUGAUCCCCAUGCUGAAUCCCAUCAUCUACAGUUUAAGGAACAAAGAUGUAAAACAGGCAAUGAAAAAAGUAUUCGGUAAAAAUUGGUUUCUCAAUAAAGUAUAUUCUUCACACUGA